AAAAGGUGUUGUGUUAUACGGUUUAAACGCGUACGAUUGCAUAUGGCGGAAAUUUUUUGUUUUUAUUUUUUUCUACUACAUACAAAUUUGAAACGAAACGAGUGCGAUUAUCGUCAAAUAGGCGAAUUAGUGUCGAAAUAAAACGAAUACUAAAGGACCGGCUAUAAGGCAUAGACGUGAUUAAGUGGAAAACGCAUAAAGCGCAGUGUUUUCUUUGUGUUCUCCAUGUUUGCUGUGGUUCCUUUGAGUUAAAAAAAAUAUUAAAAAUAUAUGAAAGUUUAUUUAACAUAAUUUUACACAAACAACAGUAUUUUUGUAAUCACAGAACAAAAAUAAAGCGUUUGCUUUACAGAGUGAUAUUUCUACAAAAAAAAGAUUAGAGAUUAUUGCAUAAUUUCGGCGGAAAGCGAAACGCCUUUUAACAAUCAAACAAAAAGGUGAAAAAAUAUAUAAUAAUAUUAUAUGUACAAGUAUAUUUAACGACGACACGCGCACAGCAGCCGAUAAGUGAAACGAAAUUCAAAGAGCCAUACAUAAAAAAUAUUAAUAAUACAUAAAAUAAUAAACAAGUGUGUGAAAGAUAUCUUUGAAUAAGAUUUUAGUUUUUUUUUUAUUAUUUAUAUUUUGUACGUGCGAAAUUUAUUUUUGUCAAUUUUUGUUGUUGUUAUAAACACAUAAACAAAACGACGGCGGCGGCAGGCAAAGUCUUCUAUUUGCCUACCGAGAGUGAAGUAAAAAAUUUAUGCUAAAUGGAUGCAACAUCAAUAAUCACACAAGUCUCACGCGACGAUGAGCAGUUGAACGUGUGUCCAAAUGAGAAAGAUGAUGUCGAGCGUUUGAAACCACCAAAACGCGGCUUCUUUCAAUCGUUUCUAUGCUGCUGGCGACGUAAUCGUACGAAAACUAAUCAAAAUGGCACAUCAAUCGAUGGUUCCACAACACCGCCACCAUUACCGGACCAACAAAGGUACCUACUACCUCAGGUUAGGCACUCGGAUAUGCAUAAAAAAUGCAUGGUCAUCGAUUUGGAUGAGACAUUAGUGCACAGUAGUUUUAAGCCGAUUCCAAAUGCUGAUUUUAUUGUACCAGUGGAAAUUGAUGGCACCAUACAUCAAGUUUAUGUACUCAAACGGCCCUAUGUCGAUGAGUUCCUGCGAAAAAUGGGCGAAUUGUACGAGUGUGUUUUAUUUACAGCAUCACUAGCCAAAUACGCGGAUCCCGUUGCCGAUCUGUUAGACAAAUGGGAUGUGUUUCGCGCAAGACUGUUUAGGGAAUCGUGCGUUUAUUACAGGGGAAAUUAUAUUAAGGAUUUAAAUCGUCUUGGGCGUGAUUUACAAAAAAUUGUCAUUGUUGAUAAUUCACCAGCGAGUUAUAUAUUUCAUCCAGAUAAUGCGGUUCCUGUAAAGUCAUGGUUUGAUGACACGAACGAUUCGGAGUUGCUUGAGCUCAUACCGUUGUUUGAAAAACUCAGCAAAGUUGAUUCUGUAUAUAGCGUUCUGUGCAAUUCCAAUAAUCCGCUGAAUAAUGUUGCGAAAAUCAACAACACGAAUCAACAGCAAAUGUCCAUGCCGCAGUCGCAGUUGCAUCAAACUAUGCAACAACAACAACAAUUGCAAAUACAAACGACACAUCCACAGAAUCAGCAGCAGGGAGGAGUGCAGCAAACGAUUACCGCAACAACGGUAAUUACGCAAGCGACAACAAUAUCAGUACCGACAUUGCUAACGACACAGCAUCCACAUCAGUUGCAACAGCAGCAACAACAACAGCAUCAACUGCAAACAAACCAGCAGCAGCAGCAGCUGGAAGGUAGUCCGCCAAAUCCGCCCGAUUUAAGUAAUAAAACGUAACAUCAGUGGGAAUUGAUGUUUAUUAAUAUAUAA
This is a messenger RNA of Bactrocera tryoni, 1883 nucleotides long. It is a transcript of the gene hzg, whose product is annotated as phosphatase Herzog. The coding region runs from base 750 to 1850 and encodes 366 amino acids. Lineage: Eukaryota; Metazoa; Arthropoda; Insecta; Diptera; Tephritidae. Gene Ontology annotation, molecular function: RNA polymerase II CTD heptapeptide repeat phosphatase activity. The record is from RefSeq and is a predicted model, not a curated record. The transcript has 7 exons.